Molecule: messenger RNA, 701 nt
Organism: Otolemur garnettii (small-eared galago)
Lineage: Eukaryota; Metazoa; Chordata; Mammalia; Primates; Galagidae
Gene: MRPS28
Product: mitochondrial ribosomal protein S28
Exons: 3
Coding region: 21-581 (186 amino acids)
Cellular component (GO): mitochondrial small ribosomal subunit
Source: RefSeq, a predicted model, not a curated record
UCAGAGGUUGUGAAGCUGUCAUGGCGGCGCUGUGUCGGACCCGUGGUGUGGUUGCCGAAAGCCAUUUUCUGCGGGUAUUUCUCUCCUUCAGGCCCUUUCGGGGCGCAGGCACUGAGAGUGGCUCUGAGAGUGGGAGUUCUGAUUCUAAGGAGCCUAGGACGCGCCCAGGAGGCUUCGCGAGCGCGUUGGAACGGCACUCGGAGCUGCAGCGGAAGGCGGAACUCGGGCAGGACUCUUCAAAAAAUGUGGAAUCCUUCGCAUCCAUGCUAAGACGUUGUCCUCUUACACAGAUGGGACCUGCCAAGGAUAAACUGGUCAUUGGACAAAUCUUUCAUAUUGUGGAAAAUGAUCUUUAUAUAGAUUUUGGUGGCAAGUUUCACUGUGUAUGUAAAAGACCAGAAGUGGAUGGAGAGAAAUACCGAAAAGGAACCAGGGUCCGGCUGCGGCUGUUAGAUCUUGAACUUACAUCUAGGUUUCUGGGAGCAACAACAGACACAACCAUACUAGAGGCUGAUGCAGUUCUCUUGGGACUCCAGGACAGUAAAGACUCAAAAUCCAAAGAGGAACGUCGUGAAAAAUAAAUGAACUGUGCUUAGUGGAGUCACCCUUUCUUUGUUAAACACAGGUAUCCAUCAAGAAUGCAUGAGAAUAUUGUGAAUAAAUGAUUAAAUAAAGAGGUAAUAAAUGAAAGCUACAAUUAU